Messenger RNA from Vicia villosa (hairy vetch), 2953 nucleotides. RefSeq names its product transcription factor MYB33-like. The record is from RefSeq and is a predicted model, not a curated record. Lineage: Eukaryota; Viridiplantae; Streptophyta; Magnoliopsida; Fabales; Fabaceae. Bases 255 to 1904 code for a protein of 549 amino acids. The transcript has 5 exons.
AUUCAAUUUCACUUUUUCUUCUUCGAAUUUAGCUUCAAUUCUGAGAGUUCACACUUUCUAAAUUAGGGUUAUCACUGAUUUUGAUUUUCAAUUUUUAACCUAGUUUUACUAUAUACUGGUUUAUCAUUUUUCAAUUUUUUUACUUUUAAUUUUCGGAACAAGAUUUUCACUGUUUCUUUCAGUUUCUUAGCUCAAUUCAGCUUUGGAUUACAAUUCUCCUAAACGAAGUCGUUUUGGGAGGAACCAUAUAAUAUAUGAUGAAACGGAUGAAAAAGGAGAUUCCGGAUGACAUACUCCAUGAUGAUCAGAUUGGUUCGCAGUUGAAUGAUGAGGAUAAUGGUAGAAGUGCCUGUGGAGUUGUUCUGAAGAAAGGGCCGUGGACAAGUGUUGAAGAUGAUAUAUUGGUCAAGUAUGUCAACAAGAACGGAGAAGGGAAUUGGAAUGCCGUUCAGAAGCAGACAGGCCUGUUGCGUUGUGGAAAAAGUUGUCGACUGCGAUGGGCUAAUCACCUAAGGCCACAUUUAAAGAAAGGGGCAUUUACUGAGGAAGAGGAGCGGUUGAUUUGUGAGCUUCAUUCAAAAAUGGGAAACAGAUGGGCACGCAUGGCAGUGCAUUUACCUGGUCGUACAGACAAUGAGAUAAAAAACUAUUGGAACACUCGGAUCAAGAGGCGUACCCGAGCUGGCUUGCCACUUUAUCCUCCUGGUGUAUAUCAAGCGGCUCUUAAUAACCAAAGCACCGGUAGAAUUAACGGUGGUAAUAAAGUGCAUUCUGAUUUCUUGCAUAAAAGGAGUUUUAGUAUGCAUGAUGCAAUGUUUGACUGCCUGAAGGAUACCCAGGGAAUCUCACCUUAUUCGCCUGAUAUUUCUGAUUACGGCAAUAUGCAAAAUGGUUUUGAUUCUUCUCAGUACUGUAGUUUUGUGUCAUCGACAUCAUCUAACCCUAAACGUUUUCGAGAGUCACCAAUACCGUUUCUUGAUUUUGGUUGUAUUGACAGAAGCGAUGUUUAUCCAUUUGAACAUAUUCAGGAUGAUGCUUUUGAUAAGUUGACACAAUCAUUUGGAGUGCAAUCACCUCUUGAUCCUGGUUUCUUCUCAAACAGCUUAAUGUGUUACAGCCAUUCACUUAAAAAUGGCAAUUUCUCUACUUCUAUGCCUUUUGAGGCUGUGAAGUCGGAGCUCCCUUCACUCCAAUAUCCGAAAAUUGAUUUAGGUAGCCGGAGUACAUCUCCCUCACACCCACUACUUGACUCAAUUGAUGAUUUUAUCAAAUCUCCUACACCAAUUAGUACACUGGAGUCAGAUUGUUCUUCUCCACAAAAUAGUGGCCUGCUGCAAUCUGUACUUCAUCAGCGGAAGACUCCGAGCAGUUCAAAAAACCAAUAUUAUGACAGAAGUUCAUAUUCAUCUGCUGCAACUCCCUGUGAAAGAGAUGACCUGUCAGCAUGGAGCAUGUAUGAGCAAGAAUGGAAAGACUAUGCUGACCCUGUAUCUCCAUCUGGUGUAUCUUCAAUAUUGAAUGAUUGCCCUGCUGUUGUUGCCAACAUAAAUUCAAUGGAUGAACAGCCACCUGUUCAGACCGACAAUGGCAACAUUGUGAAAUCAGAGUAUGUUGAUCAUAUGUGGUCCCCUGACAGUUCUUAUAUCAAGUCUCUGUUGAACAAUAGUCGGCCAGAUUUUGUGCUUGAUUCAGGUUGGUAUGAGCCGUGUUCUGGGCAUGGCAAUAACCAAGCCAUUGCCACUGAUGCUACAUCGAUGUUUCAGGAAGAUCAAUUAGCCACCGACUAUAAACAUAUGACUGCUGCUGGAACUUCUAACCCAAGUCAGGUGUUAAUAUCUUUACGUGUGUUGAUUUGGACCGAGAAAUAUUUUACGUGUGAUUUUUUAGUACUGAACAAUUGUUAAGUGACUUUUGCUGUGAUGUGGCUUUGUAAUUUUUGUGUUUCAUGACUGUACCUCUAUGAAUCUAUUGCUGACUUGCGAUUAAUUUGUGUACCUCUAUGAAUCUUUUGCAGACUUGUGAUUAAUUUGUGUAUAACAUUGCAUUAAUUUGUGUAGAACAACAUUGCAUUUGAAAUAUUAUGUAGCUGGAUUGAUUGAGAAUGGCUUGCAAUAUUUUGCUUGUUUUCGUUUGAUAUGAUUUUUGUAGGUUGUAUGAUUAGGGCUAAGAAAUGAUUUUUGUUAUGAUUAGGGCUAAGAAAUUCUAGACAUGUCUAACCUUUUUCAAGUUUCAUUAAUUUUUAUUGAUGGUUAUGAUGACAUGUGACCUCGAAAGGCUUUUUGAAAAAGACAAUUUUUAAACUUUAAAGAUAUUGAAUUUUCAAUACAAUAUUUUAGUAUCUAAUAUUUUAAAAAAUGUUAAAAAGACACAUGUUAGUAUAAGAAUUGAAAAGAGAGAAAUUACUUUAACUAAAUUGAUAUAGUAAUUUUGCACAACUGUCUUGAAGGAAAUUUGAAUUCCGUUUCUUAAGAUUAUAAAUCAAACUUUUCCUACCGAGUAGAUGGACAAUUUUAUUUCUAUUGGAUUAUGUCUAACUAGCUAAAUUUCAGAUUGUAACCUGCAGUGCCUUCAAUUAUUUAUUGAUUUAAUCAUACAUUGAUACAUAUAGUUGAUACCACCUAGUAAUUUGAAUAAAAUCGGUAGUUCCCAAAUCAGAAUCCUGGCUAUGCUAAUGAUGGCAUUAGAAACAGUAGUACAUAUCUUACCUAAUGUCCUGUAGAAUGCCUGAAAAUUUUAGCUGGAGUGGAGACUGUUUUGGAUGCUAAUGUUGCCCAUUUAUCCUUCUUCAUGUCCAAUCAAAGGCCGCUUAUGUUUAUUUAUUUGAUCAUGUCUGACCAUUCUUCAAAUAAGUCUGCAACUCCCAUGGGUGGACCUACCUUAAGGCAUAAUGUUUUAAAAUUGCACCUAUUAUCAAAUUGAUGAAAUUGCAUGACUAAAUCAUAUUAAAUGAGAU